AUGUCAUUUGUCGGCGGUGGAGCUGACUGUUCAGCAAAUAGUAAUGCUAUUGCUCAAUUUAACAAGCAUACUCAACAAGAUAGAUCGUUACAGAGACAAGCGGCAAAUCAACAAGGUAUAGUUCAAAAUGGUCAAGGAUUUAAGAAAGAUAGUAUGAUGAAUGAGAGAGAAAGACAAAACAUGGAUCAGUUUAUGAAUAAUGGACCUUCUCAAUCAAAUUUCCAAUUUCAACCUAUGAGACAUGAGUUGAAUAUGAUACAACAGAACCAUAAGCAGCCUAAUGUUCAGAAUAAUUGGACUAAUGAAUUUCAAACGAAUUCUCCAUCACCAGUACAAAGAAAUACACCAUUAGCGAAGACAGGAAGUCCUGCAAAUGCACAAUGGGCGACCGAAUUCCAACAGCCAAUGGAUCAAACAUUUAACCAAUCAAACCAGCAACAGUUUAAUAAUAUGCCGAACAUGAGAAUGGGGGGUUAUCGUCCUAUGAUGGGAAUGUCUAUGAUGGGAGGUGGAAUGCACCAACAACAGAAUCAAAUGCAGCAUCAGGAACAGAACCAAGAUCAUCAAGUUGAUUGGGACAACCAAUUUAAGGAAAUAGAACAAUUGACAAACGAGACUAAAGAUGCCGAAGCUGAGCAAGUAAAAGGUGAAGAGGAACCAGAAAUCGUUAUUGAUGAUAAAUACCAAGCUACUUUCCAGGAAGUUUGGGACAGUUUGAAUUCGGAGGAGGUUGAAAACGAUUUUAUAAACCAACAAUACGAGGAAUUCAAGAAUACUCAGCGUGAUUCCAUGCCUGCGGAUAUGGCUCAGUGGGAGAAGGAUUUUGCUAAAUAUGCAUCCACUAGAGCUCACUUCGGAGAUUAUCAAUUUGAAGAUAACCAGCAUAAUCAAUUCUUAGAUUUACCAAAGGAACUGGAUCCAUAUGAAAUCGGAUUACAGCUAAUGGAAAACGGAGCCAAGUUGUCGGAAGCAGCAUUAGCAUUUGAAGCAGCUAUUCAGAGAAAUGAAGGUCAUAUAAAUGCAUGGUUGAAGUUGGGUGAAGUUCAAACGCAGAACGAAAAAGAAAUUGCUGGUAUUUCAGCAUUGGAAAAAUGUUUGGAAUUGCAUCCUGAAAAUUCUGAAGCCUUAAUGACUUUGGCAAUUUCGUACAUCAAUGAAGGAUAUGAUAAUGCUGCGUUCGCUACGUUGGAAAGAUGGAUCUCUACAAAAUACCCACAAGUUGCUGACCAAGCACGUCAACAGAAUCCCGCAAUCGAUGAUGAAGAUAGAUUUUCUUUAAACAAGAGAGUGACCGAAUUGUUCUUGAACGCUGCGCAAUUGUCUCCAAACCUGGCGAAUAUGGACCCCGAUGUCCAAAUGGGGUUGGGUGUCUUGUUUUAUGCCAAUGAAGACUUUGACAAGACUAUUGAUUGCUUCAAAGCUGCUUUAUCCAUCAAACCGGAUGAUGCGGUGUUAUGGAACAGAUUAGGUGCCUCUUUGGCCAAUUCUAAUCGUUCUGAAGAAGCUGUUGAUGCGUACUUCAAGGCAUUAGAAUUGAAGCCAACUUUUGUAAGAGCAAGAUACAAUUUAGGUGUUUCAUGCAUAAAUAUCGGUUGUUACAAAGAAGCAGCGGAACAUUUACUUAGUGGCUUAUCAAUGCACCAAGUCGAAGGAGUUCAAACGGAUGCGUCAAGCACGCUAAACCAUAAUCAAUCGACUUCCUUGACAGAAACUUUGAAGAGAGCUUUUAUUGCAUUGGAUCGCAGAGAUUUGUUGGAGAAGGUCAAACCUGACAUGGAUAUAAAUCAAUUCAGAGGUGAAUUUAGCUUUUAA
Debaryomyces hansenii CBS767 is the source of this 1812-nucleotide messenger RNA. It is a transcript of the gene PEX5, whose product is annotated as Pex5p. The coding region runs from base 1 to 1812 and encodes 603 amino acids. Gene Ontology annotation, molecular function: protein binding. Gene Ontology annotation, biological process: protein import into peroxisome matrix, docking. The transcript has a single exon. The record is from RefSeq and is a predicted model, not a curated record. Gene Ontology annotation, cellular component: peroxisomal membrane; cytosol. Lineage: Eukaryota; Fungi; Ascomycota; Pichiomycetes; Serinales; Debaryomycetaceae.